UCUCAUUCUGCACUUUUUUCCAUUCGCAGCAGCAGAGCGGCAUGCAGGACUCCUGCUCAAACUGUCAUUUGGAUGCUAGAAGCACAGGCACUACUGGAGAUCUCUGUUGCAGGGGAAAGGGAAGCUCCCCACGUCCAGCCACAGUCUGUGGGAGGCCAAAUAUUCCAGCAGUUUUGAUGUAUAAGAUGUAGGAUGCUCCCUAUUUCAAGAAUCAAGCGGCAGCCUUUUUUCUGGCCAGUGAAUGCAGAACCACCUCCCUGGAUUUGUGUGAUCCCUGAUACACCUGGCGUUUUCCGGAUAGGUGCCGUGCCCCCUCCUUUUAUUCUUUCUCACCCAUCACCUUUGCUACAGGGGGUACCUGCAUGGCAAGUUGCCUGUGAUCCUUUCCUGCCUUUGAUGUCUGUUCCCUCUGCACCAGACCCUGCUGUGCAUCACAUUCAUCUGGCAAGCGGGCAGUGGGUAGGCGCUCCUUCUCCUGCUUUUGGAUUUUCCCCAACAUCAAGAGUCGAACUAAUUCCCCUCUACCCCCAUGUGUACAGAUCUGCUGUUCCUCAGCAUGCUGGGAAGUGUUGGGUCAAAAAGAAAAUGCCCCGUUGCAAGGUAACAAGAAGUCUCCAGGAGAUUUUUUUCAAUAACUCCUUUUCCCUGGAAUCUUCAUGGAUGCACCAACCUGAAGAGCUGAUAGUAAUUCAAGGACUUGAAAAACCUAGGGCAAGUCAAAUAACUAUGGCUGUAUCAAAGCCUUCUAUGCCUUCCAGGCCCCUCCAUACAGUCAUAUUUACACCUCAAAGAAUAACAGGCCUUUGCCAGAGUGGCAUUAUUAAGCCAAUUUCCAACAAUCAAGCUCUUGCAAUUGUUGGCACCAUAUCUGCAGCUCCAGCAGCGUUAAUAGGAGUCAAUUCAGAGCCAAAUCAGGAAUUGUCUUCUGCAACUGUUCCACCUUGUCAGAUGCUGACACCGAUUAAGAUACCAUUUAGAGCUUCACAUUUAGCAGGUGGCCCAUCAAGAAUUGCAUCUCAUGUUGCUCCAUUGCUGCCAUCUCAGUUGGCCAGACUGACCACUGCCCCAGCUUUGACCUUCAUGACAACAAGCGUAAUGGAUGAAUCAUCAAAUGAUAAGAGCAAAGAUGCAAACAGAGCUUCUUGCUCAGCAGCAUUAAUUUUACAUUCUGAAAAGAAGAAUAAGCCAUCAAAGAUGGAUGAAAAGGACAACUCUGUAAAGAUAGAAAGUGAGGAAUGCACCAAUAGCGCCAAUAAGCCAGUGGCUUCCAGACCCGUUCCAGGGUCACCAUGGUGCGUGGUUUGGACCGGAGACGACAAAGUAUUUUUCUUCAACCCUACCAUCCAGCUCUCUGUAUGGGACAAACCCAUUGACUUGAAGAACCGGAUUGAUAUUAACAGAAUGAUUGAGGAUCCGCCCCACAAACGCAAACUGGAUACAUCUACAAAUGACAAAAAAGGUGGGUUGGUUCCAGAAGAUGUUAGCGACGACCACAGUACUAAAACCAAACGAAAUAAAACUGAAGAUCUUCAAGUUAACGAAAAAGAGGAAGCUGACUUGGAAGAGAAGAAAGAGAAAACGGCUUCUCUGGAAUUAUUGCCCCCUUUGGAGGAACGCAUGACAUGCUUCAGAAGUAUGCUUCUCGAGAGAGGGGUUUCAGCAUUCUCCACAUGGGAAAAAGAGUUGCACAAAAUCGUAUUUGACCCUCGUUACCUUUUACUGAACUCAGAAGAACGAAAGCAGGUAUUUGAACAAUUUGUAAAGACCCGAAUUAAGGAAGAAUACAAAGAAAAGAGGAGCAAAUUAAUGGUUGCCAAAGAAGAGUUUAAAAAGCUUCUAGAAGAAUCAAAACUGACUCCAAGGACUGCAUUUAAAGAAUUUGCAGAAAGAUAUGGAAGAGAUCAACGUUUUCGUGCUGUUCAAAAGAAAAAAGAUCAGGAACAUUUUUUCAAUCAGUUUAUCAAUGUGUUGAAAAAGAGGGACAAAGAAAACAGAUUGAGGUUACGGAAAAUGAGAUAAAAUAUGUAAAUGCGCAAUAAUGUACAACUCUCCUAUACUGCAACUGCCGAUAGAAAAGGACAUUUGUUCUUCAUAUAUUUGUGUCACUUAGCGGGAGAGAAAAAAAAAAUAACCGGAGGAACUGGAGGGAAUGUUUGUGUUAAUAAAUGGUUUCUCGGUAGAGAAAAUGGAGUUUACCGAGGAAUAAUGUUUCAUAUUGAAGCUAUUUAUUUUAUAACAUUCAGAAUAUAAUGUUUAAAUUUUCCACCUUUCCACAUGUCCGAUUCAUUGUUUCAAUUAAUCAAACACACGAUGCACAAUGUAUAAAUUCAAAAUAGGAUGAUAUCAAGAGUGUGUACCAUUAAACCAUCAGAAUUUUUUUAACCCACGCAUCCUUAUGUACUCAAAAUGUAGUGUUACCAGAAAUCAUUUCAUUUUAUGAUGUUCACAUGUUACAGUCUGAGUAAUAAUAAUGGUUAAACCUUUAGUGAAAGUGUGAAUAUCUAUAUAUGUAAUUAGAACAAAAAGUAGGCACAAAAUAAAAUGCUUUUGUCUUUGACCCGAUGGACUCACUCAGUAUAUGUAACUUCUUAAUUAAAGUUACAGUAACACAGUUGUUUUAAAAACCCACGUCAAGUUCUUUUUGUUUUUCAGUUGUAUGCUGAUGGUAUGCAUGAGUUUUUCCCUCAUCCGAUUUGUAUACACAAAUAUUUUAACUUUUUUAAAUUAAUAAAUAUUUUAAGCAAGCCUA
Xenopus laevis (African clawed frog) is the source of this 2749-nucleotide messenger RNA. RefSeq names its product transcription elongation regulator 1 like L homeolog (gene tcerg1l.L). Lineage: Eukaryota; Metazoa; Chordata; Amphibia; Anura; Pipidae. The record is from RefSeq and is a predicted model, not a curated record. The transcript is spliced from 13 exons. Bases 193 to 2019 code for a protein of 608 amino acids.